Oncorhynchus nerka (sockeye salmon) is the source of this 739-nucleotide messenger RNA. RefSeq names its product small ribosomal subunit protein bS1m-like. Gene Ontology annotation, cellular component: mitochondrial small ribosomal subunit. NCBI's taxonomy places the organism in Eukaryota, Metazoa, Chordata, Actinopteri, Salmoniformes, Salmonidae. The coding region runs from base 33 to 611 and encodes 192 amino acids. The transcript has a single exon. The record is from RefSeq and is a predicted model, not a curated record.
CACCCACCGUCCUUUGCGGCACACACAACAAGAUGGCAGCUUUGUGCAAGGUCGUGGCAGGUCUGAGGACUGGGACAUGUGUAUUUCCAAAACAAGCAAUUGUUAUUUGCAAGUCCUUAUUCAGCACAGAUAGCGGGGAGACAUCGGAAGGAAAAGCGGUGGAAGAAACGCAAAAACCAGCAGCCGACAAGGUGAAAAGUGGCUUCGCUGCAGCAUAUGAACAACACACAGACCUUCAGCAGAGGCAAAAUCAGACGGGAACUACUGUCAGACUUGGGUCGACAAGAAAUGAAAAAUCAUUUGCGUCAUUGCUACGAAAUUCUCCUCUCAUGCAGAUGGGACCAGCAAAUGACAGAAUGGUAAUCGGGAAGAUCUUUCACAUAAUCAAAGACGAUUUAUACAUUGACUUUGGUGCCAAGUUCCAUUGUGUAUGUAAACGACCGACAGUGGAUGGAGAGAAGUACCAGAGGGGGAGCAGGGUACGUCUGCGUCUUGAGGACCUCGAGCUCACAUCUCGCUUCCUGGGUGCGAACACCGACACAACACUACUAGAAGCAGAUGCCUUUCUUCUUGGACUGAUCGAGAGCAAGGACGGAAAGACCAAAGAGUAGAACAGCAUUGAUUCCUCCGACCAAUAGACCUGCCCCAGCAGAGGACAGUUUUUCUUGUUGAUGUCACUAUUCCCACAUUAUUGGCAUUUGUCACUGAGAGCUUGAACAAUAAAUGUAUCCAAAUGUAA